CUGAGGUGCUUCGGGACGUAGCUGGAAGCUGCUGUGUAAACACUUCAGAUCCGGGAGCUCCGUCACGCUCGCACGCACGCACACUCGAACACAAUCACAAACGCACCGACGGAGUUACACUCGCGUUUCCACGCGAGGAAGUCCCGGUCCCGGAGCACGAGAUAAACCGCCGAGUAUCCGUGUGAAGAUGGCAUCAGUGACCGACUCGCGUCUCCAGCCGUCACAGAAAGACGCGGCUGACCAAAACUUCGACUACAUGUUUAAAAUCCUCAUCAUCGGCAACAGCAGCGUCGGUAAAACCAGCUUCCUGUUUCGCUAUGCGGACGAUUCCUUCACUUCAGCCUUCAUCAGCACGGUGGGGAUCGACUUUAAGGUCAAAACUGUUUUUCGCAACAACAAAAGAAUCAAACUGCAAAUCUGGGACACAGCCGGACAGGAGCGCUAUAGAACCAUCACUACAGCGUAUUACAGAGGAGCCAUGGGCUUCCUGCUAAUCUACGACAUCACAAACCAGGACUCGUUCAACGCCGUUCAGGACUGGGCCACUCAGAUAAAGACAUACUCCUGGGACAACGCACAGGUGAUACUGGUGGGCAACAAGUGUGACUUGGAAGAUGACAGACUCAUUCCGACAGAGGACAGUCAGAGAUUGGCUCAAGAACUCGAUUUCCAGUUUUUUGAGGCCAGCGCCAAAGACAACAUCAACGUGAAGCAGGUUUUUGAGUGUCUGGUGGAUGUGAUAUGUGAGAAGAUGAAUGAAAGUAUGGACGGAGAUGGUCCAGUGUCCAACCACAAAGACUCCAGUCCGCAGGACACGUCCUCUGAGGGACACGCCGGCUGUGCCUGCUAAAACACACUCUCUCCGUCUUUAUCACGUAGAGAACUUCUCUUCACCUAUUCACUGCUACUUGGGAUAAUCUUUGCUUUCCUUCUUUUAACCCAAACAGCAUCUGCUAAACGCGCUCAGUGUUGUUUGUUGAUGUGGAUAGUCGAGAUAGGAUGGCGUGUGGAUUGAAAUCUGACUGCGCUAGUGAUCUGCGUGUCUCCCCGUACGUAUUCACGCGUGUAUGUGCGUUUUAAAGGUCCAUCCACACCCAUUGCUCACGCUCUCACCCCGUUCUCCAGCUUUUCUCUGUCUUUCCCUCAAAAAGGCCACGUUUGGAUGGAUCUUUGUGGUUUUAGCACAUGUCCUCUAUCUCAUCAGAUACUGUAACGCCCACAGCCCUGAGUGGGCAGCUUCUGUAUUGUCUAUCUGGGUGUCCAUCUGCUUUAAAUUACAGUCCUAACAGCUCAUUCGGCACUAUUAUGGAGAUAAAUGCACUGUGCUAUUCUGAUAUGUGCAAUCAUGGGCUGUUGUUUGAAACUUAUGAGAAAUACCCACUCAAAUCAGUGUUUUACUGUUGUUAUUUUUUUUUUAAAUAAGCGUUUUCUUAAAUUAUAAGAUAGCAAAUAAACUUUCUGCAACCCAAA
Sinocyclocheilus rhinocerous is the source of this 1470-nucleotide messenger RNA. Its product is annotated as ras-related protein Rab-3A-like. NCBI's taxonomy places the organism in Eukaryota, Metazoa, Chordata, Actinopteri, Cypriniformes, Cyprinidae. Bases 188 to 850 code for a protein of 220 amino acids. The transcript is spliced from 5 exons. The record is from RefSeq and is a predicted model, not a curated record. Gene Ontology annotation, molecular function: GTPase activity; GTP binding.